This is a messenger RNA of Rotaria sp. Silwood1, 1779 nucleotides long. The record is from the annotation of a GenBank genome assembly. NCBI's taxonomy places the organism in Eukaryota, Metazoa, Rotifera, Eurotatoria, Philodinida, Philodinidae.
AUGUCAUCUGAAGAUAUUGAUGCUUCAAGUAUUAAUGAUUUUAAUCCAAAUCGUGCAUUGGGUUUUUGGCAUAUUCUUGCAACAAAUCUUAAUAUGUGGAAAGAUAAAUUAAAUCCAACAAUAACAUAUUCAAUUCAUGAUCAAUUAUCUGAUGGACGUAUUCGUUUAAAUGAUCUUGUUGAAUAUUAUACUCGACGACCAUUUGUUGGUUUUGUACCAACAAAUGUUCAAGGUAUUGAUACACAAUCAAAAUAUAAAUCAAGUCGUUUUCAAUGGCGUGGAAAUGGUUUAUUAAAAUUAUUUACAAGUGAAUUUGGUAUUAUUUUUGUUGAUAAUGAAACACCUAUUGAUCAACCUUAUCAAUGGAUAGCAACAAUGUUUAGUUCUACAUUAUUUACAGAUGCUGGAGUUGAUUUAAUGACACAAUAUUUAACACGAAAACAAGAAUUUCGUGAUGAACAAAUUCGUAUUGCAACAGAAAAUGGUACAUUACAAACAUGUGAUUGUUGUUGUGAUGAUCAAUUACUUGAUGAUGAUAUGAUUAGUUGUGAUAAUAAUCAUCGAUUUUGUCAAUCAUGUAUACGAAAUUAUAUUGAAAAUGGUUUUAUAUCAAAUGGUGAAUGUUUUUUUACAUGUUUAAAUCCAACAUGUAAAUAUGAAUAUUCAACAUCAUUAAUGAGUCAAUUACUUGCACCAACACUUUUUUCUCGAUUAAUUAUUAAAAUUCAACAAGAAGAAUUACGUUUAGCAAAUAUUCCUAAUUUUGAACAAUGCAAAUAUUGUACAUUUGGAACAAUUAUCGAAGAUCCUGAUGAACGUGUAUUUCGAUGUUUAAAUCAAGAAUGUUUAAAAGAAACAUGUCGUGCUUGUGGUGAACCAAAUCAUAUUCCAUUACGAUGUGAUGAAGUUGAAAAAAAAGAUGAAUUAGAUAUGAGAACAUUUAUUGAAAAUCGUGUUUCAGAAGCUAUGAUUCGAGUUUGUUAUAAAUGUAAACAACGAUUUUAUAAACUUGAAGGUUGUAAUAAAAUGACAUGUGCUUGUGGUGCAUCAAUGUGUUAUGUUUGUCGUGAACCUAUUCACGGUUAUGAUCAUUUUAAUAAUAAUACAAAAUGUGGAGCUAAUAUGGAUGUUGUUAAAUUACAUCAAGAAGAAAUGCAUUUAGCUUAUGAAGAAGCUAAAAAAUUUUAUAUCGAACGACAUCCUGAAGCAAAAGAUUUAGUACUUAAAUAUGAUCCACAACAACAUCUUGAUGGUUCUAAACCAAAGAAUAGACUAAAAGCAAAACGUGAAAUGCCUAGUAAAGAAUUAACAGCAUGGCUUGAUGAAUAUGCUUUAUCUCAUCAACAUCCAAUUAAUAUUCUCAUACAUAAAAUAUGUGUACCAACAAUAACAGUAACUGUUAUUGCUAUGCUUUGGUGUUUGCCAAUAAUACCAAAAAAUAUUCGUAAUACAAUAUCAAUUAGUCAAAUUGGUUUAUUGAAUCCUACACUUAUAGUUAUACCUAUACUUGCUUUCUAUUGGAAUCUUUCAUCUUCGAUGGCUAUAGUAAUGACAAUUUUAUUUUUUAUGAUAAUAAUAUUAUUAAUAUUAUUAGAGAAGAAUAAUGUACGAAUAUUUCGUAUAGCAUUAAUUAUAUUUAUAUUAGCUUGGAUUGGACAAUUUAUUGGACAUGAAAUUGAAGGAAAAAAACCAGCAUUUUUUAAAGAUCUACAAUUUCUUUUAAUUGGUCCUCUUUGGACAUUAACUCAUGCUUUACAAUUCAUGGGUAUUGAAUAUUAA